Molecule: messenger RNA, 1475 nt
Organism: Propithecus coquereli (Coquerel's sifaka)
Lineage: Eukaryota; Metazoa; Chordata; Mammalia; Primates; Indriidae
Gene: ZNF165
Product: zinc finger protein 165
Biological process (GO): regulation of transcription by RNA polymerase II
Molecular function (GO): DNA-binding transcription factor activity, RNA polymerase II-specific; RNA polymerase II cis-regulatory region sequence-specific DNA binding
Source: RefSeq, a predicted model, not a curated record
CAAUCGGAACCAGCCUUGUGGGAGAGAUGGCUACAGAAUCAAAGAAAGCUGCAGCUCAGAACUUUCCAGAGGAUAAAGAUCUUCUGAUAGUGAAGAUAGAAGAGGAAGAGAUUAUCUGGAGACAGGGCACUUGCAUACAGAGAAGUGAUCCCCUCAGGCAGGAGCUCUGCGGGCAACUUUUUAGGCAGUUCUGCUGCCAAGAUCCCUGGGAGGCACUGAGCCGGCUCCAGGAGCUUUGCUGUCAGUGGCCGAAGCCAGAGAUCCAUACCAAGAAGCAGAUCAUGGAGCUGCUGGUGCUGGAGCAGUUCUUGAGCAUCCUGCCAGGGGAUCUGCAGGCCUGGGUGCGUGAACAUUACCCAGAGAGUGGAGAGGAGGCAGUGACCAUACUGGAAGAUUUAGAGAGAGGCACUGAUGAAGCAAUACACCAGGUUCCAGCCCAUGAACAUGGACAAGAAAUAUUGAGGACAAAGGAGUCACCUCCUGGACCAGCAUUUAGUGUCCAAUUCAGGCCAGAGGAGAUCAAGGCCCAUUAUGGUUCUCUAGAACCUCAGCUCCUGUUGGACUGUGGUGAUGAGAGUGAAAACAAUGGAUCCAUGCCAAAGCUGGACAUUUAUGAAAAAACAGAAUCUCAGAGAAGAAUCUCAGGAAGAAUCUCAGGAUAUGUGUCAGAAGGAUCUGAUGAGCCACAAGACAUCUGUAAGUCUGCAGACCGAGUAAAGAAGCAAUGGGAAAAAGAACCAGGGGAGUCUCAGAGACCAUCAUCUGCCCAAGAUGGAGGUUUUGGUAAAAUCCUCAACCACAAAAAUACACUCACAGAUGAAAUGAUGAGCCAUGAUGGAUGUGAGAGGAGCUUAAAUCUGAGCUCAAAUGAAUUCACACAUCAGAAAUCUUGUAAACAUGGUACCUAUGAACAGAGCUUCAAAUGGAAUUCGGAUUUUAUUAACCAUCAAAGAAUUUAUGCUGGAGAAAUUCACCAAUAUGGAAAAUCUUUCAAGAGCCCAGUACUUAUUAAACAUGCAGCAAUUUUCAGGGGAGAGAAAACUCAUCAGUGUAAUGAGUGUGGGAAAGCUUUUAGGCACAGCUCAAAGCUUGUUAGGCAUCAGAGAAUCCACACUGGAGAGAGACCCUAUGAAUGUGAUGAGUGUGGGAAAGGCUUUGCAGGAAGCUUAGAUCUUUAAAUUAGACAUCAGUGAAUUCACACUGGGGAAAGACCCUUUGGAUGCAAAGAAUGUGGGAGAGCAUUCAGUCUGAACUCACAUCUUAUCCUGCAUCAGAGAAUUCACACCAGAGAGAAACCCUAUAAAUGUAGUGAAUGUGGGAAAACCUUCCACGUAAACUCACACCUUAUCUGACACCUGAGAAUCCACACUGGAGAGAAACCCUAUGAAUUCAGUGAGUGUGGGAGAGCUUUCAGUCAGAGCUCACACCUUAGUCAACAUCAGAGAAUUCACAUGAGGGAAAACCUGUUAAUGUAA